GCGCAGUCUUGUAUCGCACGCUCGUUCCCGCGUCACUGUUCCUUGUUGCGGUUUUUGACAUUUAAUUACAGUGUUGCUACUAUACGGAUAUUUUUGUGCAUUAUAAUGAAUAUGAGGUGGAGUUUCCUCAUAGCGCUGCUGCUUCUAGGAGUAGCUUUCGCUUCUGAAGAAGAAGAUGAUGUACCUGACGCGGGAGUCGAAGAGGACGAUGAACUAGCUCUGGAUGAAGAGGAAACACGUAAUCUCAGACCGCGUGCUUAUACACAGGCUGCGUACUCCAAUACUCUUCCUAGUGGUUUCCGCCCCACGCCAUCUCUCGCUGAGCUGGCCGGCUAUCAGCGUCCUCAACAGGAACAACAACAACAGCAACAGGAAUACAUCGUCCCUACAAGACCUCAAGUUUACGUUGAAGAGCAGAGACAACAAGUUAGACAACCACAAAGAAGGCCUCAAGAACAUCGUCCAACAAAACAGCAGUUGAUUGAAGAAGAAGAGGAAGAAGAGAAGGAAGAGCCCGAUCGUCUUUCGCAACUGUUGCAGCAGUCCAAAUUCGAUUGUGUUAAUAAGAAUACCGGAUACUAUGCGGAUCAAGAGCUCAACUGUGAAGUCUUCCACUACUGCCAGGACAACGCCAAGCAUUCCUGGAUCUGUCCUGAUGGUUUCACAUUCCAUCAAGUUCAUUUAAUCUGUAUGCCGCCCACACACGACAGCAUUUGCCAGAAAUCCGCCAAGUACCACUUUGUCAACGAUUACCUGUACAGACCUAUUAAUGAGGAAGAAGUACAAAGGAAGCCCAACGUAUCACUCAAGUACUCCGACCGGUAUUAUCCCUCUGAGGUAUACAGGGAUGACCGUUUCGAACAAGACGAAGAUGAAGAGGAAGAGGAACCCCGUCGUGCUCCAGCUCCUCAGCAGCAGAGACCAGCAGCCAGACUUCAGUACCAGCCCCAAGUCUUCAGAUCAGCUGAAGAAGUUAACAUUCCUUUAGUUCAGAGGCGUCCUCAGCGUCCUUAUGAUUUCGACAAUUAAGUAUUUAAAUUAAUAUUUAAAUACUCGUUUGAGUACAGUAUUCUAACUUAGCUUUGUAAUUUGCGAAAUAAUUAUUGUCAUUAGUAAUGUACUCUUGUCAACCAUUUCUAUAAUCACAAUUUUAUUUCAAUUAAUUUCAAUAAAGUUAGAAUCCGAUAAUUCACCAUCAUUCAUUUAGAUGUAA
This is a messenger RNA of Vanessa atalanta (red admiral), 1213 nucleotides long. RefSeq lists its product as uncharacterized. The record is from RefSeq and is a predicted model, not a curated record. Bases 106 to 1029 code for a protein of 307 amino acids. Lineage: Eukaryota; Metazoa; Arthropoda; Insecta; Lepidoptera; Nymphalidae. The transcript is spliced from 6 exons. Gene Ontology annotation, cellular component: extracellular region. Gene Ontology annotation, molecular function: chitin binding.